Volvox carteri f. nagariensis is the source of this 819-nucleotide messenger RNA. RefSeq lists its product as uncharacterized. The record is from RefSeq and is a predicted model, not a curated record. NCBI's taxonomy places the organism in Eukaryota, Viridiplantae, Chlorophyta, Chlorophyceae, Chlamydomonadales, Volvocaceae. Bases 1 to 819 code for a protein of 272 amino acids. The transcript is spliced from 8 exons.
AUGGCCGCAACAUGGCCCCGCCGGCUGAACCACGUUCUUACGAUGACUAUGACGACGCUUACGCAGCGGCCAAGGCUCCGGGCGCCGUACUUGUCAAACGUCGGAACGGUCGACCAGCAAGGCCAAUCGGUCACCGACGCGGAUGCCGACGCGGCCAAUAACUCCCACUUCAUCACGCCAGCCUUCCCGCAACCACCCCGGACGCGCACUGACAGCUGCAGCACCUGGGCCUUGAUGGUGGAGGCUGGCAGCCAGACGUUGGAAGCGGUGGUAGGACCGUUUCUAGAGGGGGCGCUUAUGGAGAUAUUUGGCGAGGCUUGGGAACGCGAGCUUUUCAAGUUGGAGCUCGCCUUGCCGCCCUUCACAGCCGCCACGUGCGCGGAUCUAGUCACCCGCUGCAAGCAGCUGCAUGAGCGGCUGCCGAUUACCAUCCACAAGCGGGUCGAGGCAGCGGCAAAGGCCACUGGUGUGCUGGCCAGCAAUCCAGCAUCCCUGGAGCCCGAGGACGUCGCGACAUCGCAUAAUGCCAUGAAAGGCAUGCUGCAGGAUUGCAUCAAGGCCAUGAAAAUGCCGAGCCUGUUGGGAGCCGGCUCACGUCAGUUUCGGGACUUCAUUUCGGAGUUGCUGCCGCAUGCUGAGUCCUCGCUGCUGUACUACGACAUGCUCAUUGCGGACUGUGCGGAGGCCGCCGCGGCGCGCCAGCAGGCGCGGGACGUUGCAGCUGGGGAGCCUUGUGCUGGGGAUUCGCUCGGGGAGGCUGCCCGUGCGGCGGUGGCCUGCGGUGCAGCCGAUGUGCAACCGGCGGCAGCCACUCCGUGA